Messenger RNA from Cicer arietinum (chickpea), 1952 nucleotides. RefSeq names its product UDP-sulfoquinovose synthase, chloroplastic. The record is from RefSeq and is a predicted model, not a curated record. Lineage: Eukaryota; Viridiplantae; Streptophyta; Magnoliopsida; Fabales; Fabaceae.
CACAGACACAUUAGCGACAAAGAAAGAAGAAAAGGAUAUUCUUGUGCACCCCAAUAGAUACUUGUCGAAACCCAAAUUUGUUGCAUUGAAAAGGGGUUUAUCCAGAACACGCAUGAUACUUAAUUCCACUUCACUCUACACUAACUCCUCCAAUUUUGUGUUCUCUCCAGGAACUUGUUCAAAGUAGUUAAUUAGAGGAAACUUUGAUCGAGAUGGCUCAAUUAUUAUCAUCUUCUUGUUCCUUGGCUUUCUCCUCUACAAAUAAACCUUCUUUGAAGCCUUUUAACCAAUGCACAACAUCAUUUUCUAGCACAGUUGGUUGCGAUAGUUCCAGUACUCCACUUAGACGGCUUUUCUUACAACAACAGAAGCCGAGGAAAAGUUUUGUAGUUGUAAAUGCUGCUACAGUUUCAACUGGCCAGGAAGCCCCGGUUCAGACUAGUUCGGGUGACCCUUUUAAACCAAAGCGAGUUAUGGUCAUUGGUGGAGAUGGAUAUUGUGGUUGGGCAACUGCCCUUCACCUUUCUAACAAAGGUUACGACGUUGCCAUUGUAGACAACCUUGUUCGACGCCUUUUUGAUCACCAACUUGGACUAGAUUCUCUGACACCAAUUUCUUCCAUCCAGGAUCGUAUUCAGCGUUGGAAAUCUCUCACUGGAAAAAGUAUUGAGCUAUACAUUGGUGAUAUAUGUGAGUUUGAGUUCUUAUCUGAAACCUUCAAGUCCUACGAACCUGACGCUGUUGUCCAUUUCGGGGAACAGAGAUCUGCUCCUUACUCUAUGAUAGAUCGGUCAAGAGCUGUGUAUACACAGCAAAACAAUGUUGUCGGGACACUGAAUGUGCUCUUUGCUAUAAAAGAGUUCAGAGAGGAUUGUCAUCUAGUUAAGCUUGGGACGAUGGGUGAAUACGGGACUCCAAAUAUUGAUAUCGAGGAAGGUUAUAUUACCAUUACUCACAAUGGAAGGACAGACACUUUGCCGUAUCCGAAACAAGCUAGCUCAUUCUAUCAUUUAAGCAAGGUACACGAUUCGCAUAACAUAGCAUUCACUUGCAAAGCUUGGGGGAUUCGGGCAACUGAUCUGAAUCAAGGAGUUGUAUAUGGAGUAAGAACAGACGAGACUGCAAUGCAUGAAGAGCUUUGUAACAGGUUCGAUUAUGAUGCAAUAUUUGGAACUGCGUUGAAUCGGUUCUGUGUUCAGGCUGCUGUUGGCCACCCACUCACUGUGUAUGGUAAAGGAGGCCAGACUAGGGGAUUCCUCGACAUAAGAGAUACAGUUCAAUGCAUUGAGCUUGCAAUUGCGAACCCCGCUAACCCUGGAGAGUUCCGAGUCUUCAAUCAAUUUACCGAGCAAUUUAAAGUCAGCGAACUAGCCAACCUUGUUACAAAAGCCGGCGAGAAGCUAGGCCUUGACGUUAAAACCAUAUCAGUACCUAACCCAAGAGUGGAGUUAGAGGAGCAUUAUUACAAUUGCAAAAACACUAAACUAGUUGAUCUUGGACUCAGACCACACUUUCUUUCAGAUUCCCUCAUUGAUUCACUGCUUAACUUUGCUGUCCAAUACAAAAAUCGCGUCGACAAAAAGCAAAUUAUGCCUGGUGUUUCUUGGAGAAAGGUUGGAGUCAAAACAAAAACUGUUUAACUUUGCUGUCCAGCCAAAGAAGGUGUGUUCUUGGCUGCUGCCAUAAUCUUAUAAUGUGCUGCAUUGCAUCGAAUGUUUCAAAUUGCUGUAGUCUAGCUUUUGUAUACUACAAUCAUGGGGAUGAUAUAUUUAUGUGAAACCUUCAUACCAUUAUGUAGAAUAGAUGAUCUUUGGAGUUUCAAAGUGCUUUUCCUAGAGAGUCAUAUGCACAUCUAGGUUGUGUUUACUGUUACCAUUUGGAAUAUAAUAUCAGUUUAAUGAUGCUAUUUUAUUUGUUGUUAGUAAAAUAGUACAAAGAAAGUUUUCAUCAAA